AUGUUCAGCUUCUCCUACCAACCUACCCACAAACCGGGUAGACUGAAGACACAACCAAAACUACAUAUUCACAAAUUUACACCAGUCAUCCCAUGUUACAUCUUUGUGACGCGAUCUAUUAACGAACCAAAGGUGACUAAAGUGGUGUUUGUUUUUUUGAAAAAGUACUUCUGUACCUCUUUUGUCUUCCCCAAGCAGACCACGCGCAUACAUAGAGGUCUGCAGCUUGUUUGUUUUUUAGAAGAGCUUUCAAUAAAAAACAUCUGCCCCAUCUCUUUAUCACGCAGAGCUUGCCCUCAGUCUUCAAACCUCUUCAAAACAUCUCCUUCUCAAAACACACAUCUCUCCAACCAUAACCAAUCUCCUCCACCACUCCAGCUUCUCACCUCUUCUCCUCCACCACCUCUCCUCCACCACUCAAGUUGCCGCCGCCUUCACCUUCCAUCACACCUCCUCCUUCACCGCCGACAACACAUCUCUCCUCCGAUUGCUACCUCGUCGGCCCCUGCUACAAAGGAGCAGAAAAUCAUUCUUAAGGUGGUGGUGAUUUUGUUUUAUAUGCACAUUUGGACGAAUAAUGCAAAUUUGGAUGGGUGACGAUAUUGCUUGACGAUACUGCUUGAUUGAUAUAUGACGUCUUUUGGAUGAUUUCUAGUAGUUAAAACGAACUUUGGAUUCU
Messenger RNA from Helianthus annuus (common sunflower), 679 nucleotides. RefSeq lists its product as uncharacterized. The transcript has 3 exons. Bases 1 to 597 code for a protein of 198 amino acids. NCBI's taxonomy places the organism in Eukaryota, Viridiplantae, Streptophyta, Magnoliopsida, Asterales, Asteraceae. The record is from RefSeq and is a predicted model, not a curated record.